AUGAUUCUAUUUUUUAUCUACAACCAGUUCUUUCUUUCUUUCUUUCUUUCUUUCUUUCUUUCUUUCUUUCUUUCUUUCUUUCUUUCUUUCUUAACCCUUUUCAUCUUUCUUUUUUCUUUUAAAAUUUCUUUCUUUCUUUCUUUCUUUCUUUCUUUCUUUCUUUCUUUCUUAACCCUUUUCAUCUUUCUUUUUUCUUUUAAAAUGUAUUUGUUUUAUUUAUUUUCGUUUACACGAUUUUAUUUUUUAUUUUUAUCUCCAACCAGUUCUUUCUUUCUUUCUUUCUUUCUUUCUUUCUUUCUUUCUUUCUUUCUUUCAUUAUUUUUUCAUAGAUGUUUGUCUGGCUCUAUCUAUCUAUCUAUCUAUCUAUCUAUCUAUCUAUCUAUCUAUAUCCGAUGCGAUGAGAACGAAAGAAUUGUAUAUAAGUAUCUAUCUAUCUAUCUAUCUAUCUAUCUAUCUAUCUAUCUAUCUAUCUAUCUAUCUAUCUCCACUCCAGCAGUUUCAGAUACAAAAAUCUAUCUAUCUGGAUCUCGUGUUUUCGAGAUACAACAAUCUAUCUAUCUAUCUAUCUAUCUAUCUGAAGGAAUUAUAGUGUUUUUCCUCAAGAAAGGAUAG
Messenger RNA from Acanthosepion pharaonis, 612 nucleotides. The record is from the annotation of a GenBank genome assembly. Lineage: Eukaryota; Metazoa; Mollusca; Cephalopoda; Sepiida; Sepiidae.